Molecule: messenger RNA, 2310 nt
Organism: Gigantopelta aegis
Lineage: Eukaryota; Metazoa; Mollusca; Gastropoda; Neomphalida; Peltospiridae
Product: guanine nucleotide-binding protein-like 1
Exons: 14
Coding region: 112-1860 (582 amino acids)
Molecular function (GO): GTPase activity; GTP binding
Source: RefSeq, a predicted model, not a curated record
UGCGGUUCUAUAAUAUGGCUGCGUCCAUUUUCAGUACAUGUUUUUCUUCUCCUCCUUCAAGAAGAAAUACUACAUUAUUAAUAGAUUUAGCGUCUUAUUAACUUGCGAGACAUGCCGCGGAAGAAGCCUUUCAGUGUAAAAGAGAAGAAAAAACAACUUCAAGAAAGACGGCACAGGAAGCAAGAUGCUCUCUAUACGAAUAGUGAUGAUGAUGAAUACAGGGACGAUGACAAUAAAAGACCUGGAACGUCGGAGAGCAGUGAGGGAGACACGAACAUAUCACAAGAUAUUGACAGUAACCUGAGAAAAAUUCAGGAGUUAAAAGACCUGAAGCAUGACCCAAACAGGUAUCGACUGCUUUUCUUAAAAGAAACUAAAGAGGAACUGGAGAAAAGAAAAGAACUUUCAAGAAGUCCCUAUAAGAUGCUUUCUGAGACAUGUUUGGAGGUUGAUAUAGAUGAUAUCUACAAACCAGGGACUGUCCUUGACAUUCCGAAGAGACCUCCAUGGGAUACCACCAUAACCAAGCACGACCUUGAACGCCAGGAGGAGAUUUAUUUCAAGGGUUAUUUAGAGAAGAUUUUUGAAAAAUACAGCUUACAUGAUCUGAGUUACUUUGAGUUGAACUUGGAGACAUGGCGGCAAUUGUGGAGGGUUACUGAAAUGUCUGAUAUAUUGCUCCUCAUCACAGAUAUCAGACACCCAGCUCUUCAUUUCCCCCCAGCUCUGUAUGACCAUGUGACCACAGAACUGAACAAACCCAUGAUACUGAUCUUAAAUAAAACCGACCUGGUGCCUCCUGGUCUAGUCAUAGCUUGGAAACAUUACUUCAAACACAGAUUUCCCAAACUUCAUGUCGUCUGUUUCACCUCGCACACAAAACAACCGACAAAUGACGAUAGGACAUCUGAUGUUGAUGUGUUGCACAGGAAGAGACGGAAAGGCAAGAGGUUGCCCGCCACAGGACCGAGAGAGCUGUAUGAAGCAUGUGAACAGAUUGUACAAGGAAAAGUUGACCUGGACAAGUGGAAGUCGCUGUAUGAUGACAGUGAUGAAGUAGAUACGAACAUUGACUCUGGUCAUGUUGAGACCGAGAGUGAGGUGGACACGUCGUUUACCCAUCAUGCUCAGUACCGAGAUGGGGUUCUUACGAUUGGCUGUGUCGGUUAUCCUAAUGUUGGAAAGUCAUCAAUGAUAAAUGGUCUUGUUGGAAGAAAGGUGGUGAGUGUUUCCAGGACUCCAGGCCACACCAAACACUUUCAGACUAUUUUCCUCACACCUACCGUCAAGUUGUGUGACUGUCCUGGAUUGGUCUUCCCGUCACUGGUGGAGAAACCACUACAGAUUUUGUCCGGGAUUUACCCAAUAGCCCAGGUGCGAGAACCCUACUCAGCCGUUCUGUACCUGGCUGAGCGGAUAAACCUCCCCAAGAUCCUCAAACUGCAGGUACCAGGCAGUCCAAAGAAAUCACAGGUGGAGGACAAAUACGAGUGGACAGCUUUCGGCAUUUGUGAAGCAUGGGCUAUCAAGAAUGGUUUUAUGACGGCCAAAGGCGGAAGACCUGAUGUCUACCGAGCGGCUAAUUUCAUCUUGCGGCUGGCGGUAGAGGGGAGACUGAGGCUUUGUUUCACACCGCCAGAGUACGUGGAGAAAAAAGAAUUUUGGCAAAGUCAUCCUGAAACACAGAAAAUACUGGAAUCCCAGAAAGUCUUCAAAGAUGACAAUUCUGACGAAGAUAUAUCGGCCAAUAGCAGCGAAGAUAGCAGUGAUGAAGGAACACGUCCUGUAGCCAAUCAGACGAAACCUGUUACAAACUUUGUGUCAUCUAAUCCAUUUGCAUUACUGGGUGAAGAUGAAUGAUCUGUUUGAUUUUGUAACAAACUGUUGUCAGCUAUCGUCUGACAAGAAAAUUCAGUAUAUCCUUUAAUUUAUUUAUCUUCUCUUUGUGAUAAUGAAAGAGAACAGGGAACUAUUUUCACUGACUGCAGUAUAACAAGGUUUAGGUAUACUGUGUGUAUUUGGAUGGCUUGAUGUCAUUACAAGCUUGAGUUACUUUCUGCAUUAUGAUCAUUCAGUAAAUAAUGUAUUGUCAUUUGGGGAAUCGUGGAAUUUUAUUUGUGAUUAAAUAUGCAAAUAGACAUUUUGCUGUCUAAGCCAUGUACCUCUUAUAACCAGUUGGCAUUAUUCUGUGGGCAUUAUUCUGUGUUAAAAGAGUAGUGGUCCUUUGUUAUUUUCUGUUUUGUUUUCAAAUAAAUGAAAAUAUUACUGGCUUUGAAACACUAAGCAGAAAUAAAGGUGUGAAAACAGUAA